ACCCAGAAUCCUCUGCGACAAAGAGCCGCUUCAGUUGACGACGUGGCCGAGCUACGUCUCCGUGUUUCAGCAGACCGGGCCGAUUCAAACAGGGCUCACCGGCUUUGUUCAUAGCUAGCUGGUUCACAAAGUCCUCGAUUCCAAACAAGCCUCUCCGGGAGUUUGAUUCCACCACAGUCUCGCAAUGUCCGGGAAAAUCAAGAGCCGAAGUGCUGCAAACGCAGACUCGAUAACCGGCGCCGUGUCCUGCGAUGAGCGCAUCCUGAGGGAUUGUCAUCAACUGUACACGGAUCCCGACAGUGGGUUAAUAUCAGUAGCGGAAUCUGUCGAUGUGAAGUUGCUGCCGCCCAGAAAAAAGAUCACCGUCAUGCUGAUGGGCAACCACUCUGCUGGGAAAAGCUCCUUCAUCAACUGGUAUGUUGAGGAGCACAUCCAGCGCACUGGAGUGGCUAUUGAGACCCAAGGCUUCAACUUUGUUACCAGUGGGCGCAAGAGGGAAUCUCUCACAGGAAAUGCCACCCUUCAUCUAUAUCCACACUUCAGGCCUCUGCAAGAGUUCAAAGGUGUUUCCGAGUACUUGAGCACAGAGAUCUGCACUUCACGACAGAAGCGGUUCAGCCUGGUGACGUUUGUGGACUCGCCGGGGUUGGUGGACGGGGACAUGAAGUAUCCCUUCGACGUGGACGAGGUCAUCAUGUGGCUGGGUGAUCUCUGCGACCUGGUUCUGGUCUUCUUCGACCCCAUGGGUCAGGCUCUGUGCAAGCGCACCCUCAACAUCGUGGAGCGUAUGAACGAGAAACAAGGGGAUCGGCUGCGCUUUUACCUGAGCAAGGCGGACGAGGCCGGGGGAGAGUCGGACAGACAGAGAGUGAUGAUGCAGAUUGUCCAGGAGCUCUGCAAGCGACCGGGACUCAACAAGUGUGGUUUUGACAUGCCCACCAUCUACAUUCCUAAUCCCAAUAAGCCGAGUCGCUGUGUAAACCAGAUCGAGGAGGUUUGUCGUGCCAUCGAGAAAACCAUCAACCAAACGGUGCAGAACACGCUGAACUCCCUGGAGAAGGACUGUGAGGUCAUCAGCGAGGCCAUCACCGACAAGCUCAGCAACGACCGGCACACCAGCGCCAUGAACCGGCGGGCGCGCUGUAAGAGCUGCCUGCUGACCCUGCUGGGCUUCACCGUGCCUCUGGCCCUGAUGGCCUUACUGGUGCUGGGCGUUCUGUCCCGUGAGCUGCUGGAGGUGGCCCUGGGCCCCGAGGGCACCGCGGCGCUCUCCCUCUACCUGACUCCGGCGGUGAAGGCGUUCGACUCGCUCUCUGCGGAGCAUCAGCUUUACGGAUGUGGUGGGCUGGUCCUGCUCUCCUUCCUCCUGCUCAUCAUCGCGCGCUUCUCCUUCAGGACUCAACCGACUCUUUCAGGCAAACAAAAAAGGCAACUGCACGAGAAGCUGGAGUACGUUCAGGAGGUGGUCAAGACCAAGAAGAAAAAGCUGUAUGAAGAUUACCUUCGCCAGAGUGUCAGCGAUCACGACAUGGGCUUGUAAUGACGGCCUGCCCCCCCCCUCACUGCCGCCGGACCCAAUGAUGUAAAGGCGUCGCCAUGGUUUCCCAGCAGCCGCCUCGUCGGUGACCACUCACUCGCUGCCGUGUCUGGUUGUGCGGAUGUAAAUUUCAAGACGCGUCCCUCCGGAUACUGUAGAGGCCCAUUUACUUUUUAGAUCACGAUACUUCUGUAAUCUCUCACUAAAAACACACUACCGAUUAUUAGUUUGAGAAAUGAGCUUUUGUUACUGAUUAUUUUUUGUGAUAUAUUUUAUAUAUAGAUAUAUCAUUUCUACAUGUUUUCUGUGCCUCUGCUCCAGUCAAAAGAAGUCCGGUCAAUACCACUAAGAUAUUGAAACAUUUCCAAAGUGUUAAUGAUGUUUAAAUGAGUCGCUUUGUAUGACUGAGACUUUCACCAGCAUUUGUUACAGAACCUUUUACUGCCUGGUUUGAUGAGGUUGUGUGUGUGUAUUGAUCCAGUUUAUGAACGUCUACGUUCGCUAAUAUGUAGAAUGAUCUACUAAAUAACUCCUGUAGAUUAAGUUAAUAUCCAGCAACCAUUUUUCCAGUGACAGCUUUUUCUAUUUCCUCUUUUAAUUACAGAAUACUUAAAUAAAGUGUAAAGUAUACCGUC
Molecule: messenger RNA, 2172 nt
Organism: Gasterosteus aculeatus aculeatus (three-spined stickleback)
Lineage: Eukaryota; Metazoa; Chordata; Actinopteri; Perciformes; Gasterosteidae
Molecular function (GO): GTPase activity
Source: RefSeq, a predicted model, not a curated record